AUGGAGACCGUGAGCAUCCCUUCCUCAACCUACACGCCCUCGCCCGCACUCGCCGUCAUUUCAUGGAUCUCUAUUGGCUUUGCCGCAUUGGCCUCCGUAGGGCUCACCUGCGACAUUGUCUACCGUCGAGGAUGGAGGUCCAUGAUGGCAAUCAUGAUCCCAGUCUACAUCGUCAACGCACUCUACCUCUGGCCGAUCACUGUGUGGACAUACAUCAAGUACGGAAGGCCCGAGGCACUGAAAAAGGCAAAGAAAUUCGGGGAUGAAGCCCAGGCGGGCGAAGAAGAUCCGCUCCUACACUCGCAUCAUCGGACGGGCCAUAGCGAAGGGAACACAGGCGCUGAACGGCGGUCGGAUGGAACUGGGACGCACACAGAGGACCAUGCUGGUCACCAAAGUGUGGACAUGAUAAAUGAACGCGACGGCCACGCUCCAGAGGACAGUGGAGCAGCCCACCAGCACCACCACAACACGGGCGCGGACCGACCCAUAUUCGCCACUGUCACCAUUGCAACCUGCCAUUGCGGUGCUGGCUGCGUUCUCGGCGACAUAGUCGGAGAGUGGCUGGUCGAUGCGUUAGGCCUCACGAUCGGUGGGAGUAUGCUUUUCGCCGCCUUCGUCGUGGAUUUCGGACUCGCACUCGCCUUUGGUAUUGUCUUCCAGUACUUUUCCAUUGCUCCAAUGGCUGGGGACUACGGGUGGAAAACCAUCGUCCGCUCCGCAAAAGCAGAUUUCUUGUCGCUAACCUUCUUUGAGAUCGGUCUUUUUGGAUGGAUGGCCAUCUUCGACCUUUUGAUCUUCGAUCAGAAGUUGGGGAUGAACACUGCGACGUAUUGGUUCAUGAUGCAGAUUGGCAUGUUCUUUGGACACUGGACGGGGUUUCCUAUCAACUGGUGGUUGAUCAAGAGGGGAAUCAAAGAGGCCUGUGCCUGA
Messenger RNA from Cyphellophora europaea CBS 101466, 933 nucleotides. RefSeq lists its product as uncharacterized. The transcript has 4 exons. The record is from RefSeq and is a predicted model, not a curated record. NCBI's taxonomy places the organism in Eukaryota, Fungi, Ascomycota, Eurotiomycetes, Chaetothyriales, Cyphellophoraceae. Bases 1 to 933 code for a protein of 310 amino acids.